Xenopus tropicalis (tropical clawed frog) is the source of this 6693-nucleotide messenger RNA. RefSeq names its product actin binding LIM protein family member 3 (gene ablim3). Lineage: Eukaryota; Metazoa; Chordata; Amphibia; Anura; Pipidae. Gene Ontology annotation, molecular function: actin binding. Gene Ontology annotation, cellular component: cytoplasm. The transcript is spliced from 22 exons. Gene Ontology annotation, biological process: cytoskeleton organization. The coding region runs from base 459 to 2453 and encodes 664 amino acids. The record is from RefSeq and is a predicted model, not a curated record.
CUGUUAGACUGACUGUCAGUGUCAGCACAGAGUGUGCUUCUCUUGCUCCUUACACCAGCGCUGCCAGUGGCUGGGGGUACUGACUUGCUCUGCUUGUGCCCCUGGAGGUUGGUGCUGCCCUGCCCAGCAUUGUUAGCUAGCCCCGGCACAGCACUCCUUGCCUUCUCACCUCCCUUUGUUCUUAUUGCUGUCCCCUUCCCCCAUUACCUGCUCUGUUCCACUCUGCCUUAGCACCUUGUCUCCAUCUCUGGUGCCCCUCCACCUGCAGCCCCUGCCCCUGUCCCUAGCUGGAUGUGUGCCUGGGAAAGGUGAGCUCACCGUGCCGCCUGGGGAUGGAUGCUACUGGGAUGGGAGCUUCAGGGAGCCGCUAUUUGUAAGAACCGGAUCGGGGACAAACACACCGGGACUCAGCAUCACUCCGGGCACUUCUCCGCUAAGGCUACCGGCACCGCAGCACCAUGAACACCAGCUUGCCAUAUCAGCAUAGCUCCUACAAUCCUGGGAAUUCAGGUCCAAUCCAAUGUUAUCGCUGUGGAGAAACGUGCAAGGGAGAGGUGGUGAGAGUGCAAACCAACCACUUUCACAUUCGCUGUUUCACAUGUCAAGUCUGUAACUGUGAUCUGGCCCAGUCUGGCUUCUUCUUUAAGAACGGAGAGUAUAUCUGUACGCGGGAUUACCAGCAGCUCUAUGGAACCCGCUGCGACAGCUGCAGAGACUUCAUUACGGGGGAAGUCAUUUCUGCCCUUGGACGAACGUAUCACCCCAAAUGCUUUGUGUGCAGCAUUUGCAGGAAGCCUUUUCCUAUUGGAGACAAGGUGACCUUCAGAGGCAAAGACUGCGUGUGUCAGAACUGUUCCCACUCUUUAGUCAGUGACAAACCCAUCAAGAUUCAUGGGCCAAGCCACUGUGCAGGGUGUAAAGAGGAGAUUAAACAAGGCCAGUCCCUGCUAGCGCUGGAAAAACAGUGGCAUGUCAGUUGCUUCAAGUGUCAGACAUGUGGCAUUGUCCUGACUGGAGAGUAUAUUAGCAAAGACGGUGUGCCUUAUUGUGAGUCGGAUUAUCAUGCCCAGUUUGGCAUCAAAUGUGAAACUUGCAACAAAUACAUCAGUGGCAGAGUUCUGGAGGCAGGCGGCAAACACUAUCACCCCACGUGUGCGCGCUGUGUGCGCUGCCAGCAGAUGUUCUCGGAGGGAGAAGAAAUGUACCUAACAGGCUCUGAAGUGUGGCAUCCAAUCUGUAAACAGGCAGCUCGUGCAGAGAAGAAGCUAAAAUACAGAAGGGCAUCUGAGACCUCCAUCUCCCCUCCUGGAUCUAGUAUUGGCUCACCCAAUCGUGUUAUAUGUGCCAAGGUAAACAAUGAGAUUCUAAAUUACAAGGAUUUAGCAGCCCUCCCUAAGAUUAAACCAAUCUACGCAGUGCAGCGCCCUGACCUCAUUUCUUACGAACCUUAUAGCAGAUACACUUCCGAUGAGAUGCUGGAGAGAUACAGCUACGGGGAGGAUAUAUAUGAAGGGAUAGACUUACGUCAGAGAAGGUCUUCUAGCCCUGGGUAUAUAGACUCUCCUCUCUACAGACAACAUGAAGUAUCCCUUACCAUGCCACGCAAUCCCCAGCAUUACUACAUGUCAGGCACAGAUAGUGGGCGCAACUCACCUUUUUAUAGCCAGAUAGACGUACGUUGCUCCCCGCCGACCCAUUACCAAGUUCCACGGCAUUUCCACAUACCAGCCGCUGCAGAGAGUAACAUUUACCGGAAACCCCCCAUCUAUAAACGGCAUGCAACGAAAAGCAAAACAAGUGAAGAUCUUGUACAGUCUUCUAAAUAUCUUCCAGCAUAUCCCCAUGAACUGUACUACCCACCUGAAUCUGAGUUUUGGAUGUAUUCCCCAAAAGUGCCUCGAGCACGGAGAUAUUCAUCAGGAGGAGAGGAAGAUGGCUUUGAUCGGAGCAUGCAUAAGAUCCAGGGAGGGAUUGGACGAAUGAUCCUAAAGGAAGAGAUGAAAGCUCGGUCCUACGCUGACCCUUGGACGCCUCCCCGAAGUUCUGCCGGCAGUAAGGAAGCUCUUCACACUGCAGGAUACGAGGCUUCUCUUAAUGGAUCUCCCACCAGGCGUUAUCUGACUGACAGUGAUCCCCUGAUUUCAAAAUCAGCCUCACUCCCAGCCUACAGGAGAAACGGAUUGCACAGGCCUCCUAGCACAGAACUUUUUCACUACGACAGUGCCAACGCUGUGAAUUGGGGAAUGCGUGAGUACAAGAUUUAUCCAUAUGAAUUACUUGUUGUCACCACUAGAGGGAGGAAUAGACUUCCUAAAGAUGUAGACAGAACACGCUUGGAGCGCCAUCUGUCCGCAGAAGAGUUCUAUCAGGUGUUUGGAAUGACCAUAUCAGAGUUUGACCGCCUAGCGUUGUGGAAAAGAAAUGAGUUGAAAAAGCAAGCCAGGCUCUUCUAAUCCUGUCCAACAUGUGCCUCAGAUAUAAAUAAACACCUCUAUAAAUAUAUUUAUAAAUAUAUAUAUAUAUAUAUAUAGAUCUUCUGUAUGAUUACCACAUACCAUAUGUAUAUUGUAUUAUAGAAUAAUCUCGCUCCAGGCUGAGACUUUUCUUUUAACCCUUUCAGAAGUGGAAAGGACUACAACCUGUUACUAUGCAAUGCGUUGCAAUCCCUUUUACCACUGAGAAGGUUAACCUGAGCUGAGAGGUAUUUUGAACUCUCACUUAUAUUUUUUAAUGCUGUUUUUUUCAUUUUCUAUACACUGCUGUUUCUGAGAGAGUUUAAACCUUCACUAACAGGGAGAAUACAUAGUACAUAACACAUAGCUUUUACCCAUAUGGUUUUGGUUUGGCAUUACUCAUUUCAGUACUUGAAAUUAUAUCCAUUCUGUAACAAAAUUACCAAUAGAAGUCAACUUAUUGGCUAUAGGUCAAAGCAGCCUUAUCCUGAGUUGCUAAAAAUGCCAUAUGACUUGCCAUAUGCCUGCUGUGACACCUGAUAACCAAUUGGGCUGCAUUUCUGUAGGGGUGUACCCUACAUGCCACCAAUUAAUUCAGGAUAUCUGGCCAUUAACUGGGAGAGCCAUUUACAACUGAUCUUGGCAGCAGCCAAAAGCCAUGAUCCUAUAUUAGCGCCCAUGUCUCCAAGGUGUGCCAGGCCUUCUCCCUGCAGCUAAUGAAAGGAUAACAAUUCCUUGCACUGUGAAUGUCAAAGUUUUUUUUCUAUUAAAAUUGUUUACGGACCCAAACACCUUAUAACACCCACAGCACAUGAAAGGAAAGGGAAGUACUCAGUAUUUCUGUGGCCUUACAAAUCAUCACAGUUUUGUUGCACAGACAUUCCCCUCUGCCUCACUCUGCCCUUAACUCUACUCCCUUUGCCCUUUAUGGCAUAUACUAGUUUAUAUAUAUACUAGCUGUGAAAAGCAAAGAGUGACAACAGGCAGCAAACUGGAACCUUAAUCAUUUACUAACAUUGGUGCUGAAUUGCACAAGUGCAGUUGCACACAGCGGCCAAAAAAGCAUAAAAGCAAAGAUCUGAUUGGUUGCCAUGAGCCAUUUGUCAUUUAACACCUAUAUUAAUAAAUCAGUCCCUCUCUGCUUUGCAUAUAUUCCCUGCCAUACAGGUUACAGGUCCAGUAACCUAUAGCAACCAAUCAGCAGGCACCUUUUAUUGGUCACCUGUUUGAAAGCAAACAUCUCAUUGGUUGCUGUGGGUGACUGCACCGGGCAAACACAGCACCUUUUGUUACAUAUAUGGGUUGCCUGUAAACAGGUAGAAAAUGAGCUGUAUUUCAAAACCAUCCUUGACAUUUCUCAUUCACUUGAAUAGGAAACAGCUGACAGCAGCAGUACUGGCGCUUCUCAGCCCAAGAAUAUUCUAGUUCAGGGAUGGGCAAAAUUUUUAGCUCAGGGGCCACCUUGACUUUUAAAAUUUGACAGACGGGCCGGACCAGUGUAACGCCGUAUCUGAUUGUCAGUCCAAGUCUCACGUGAUGAGACUUGUGGAAAAAAAAGACCAAUGGGCCGGAUGUGGCCCACGGGCUGUAGUUUGCCCACCCCUGUUCUAGUUGAUUCUCUAGCAAAGAGAAUACAGCACGCGCCAUAAGCUUAAUGCUACAGUCAUUUUGCCUAAUAUAUUUUGACUUUGCUUGAAAUGUGGUAUAGGAUGCCCCCAAAUCGAUAUUACAGCUUAUGAAAACACAGAUAUUUUUCCUUGCUUUUGUCUCUUGUGUGAGUUUUCAGGAGAGAAUUGCUUGAAAAUCAAAUGUUUUGCCAUUUUCACGAUACCCCUAGGAAACAAGGUUGCAGAUGAUUUUUACACCAUAUUGAAAUAAAUGUAAACUAAACCCCCAGGGAAUGCUAUUUGAAGCAGUAGGCUUGCUUUUUGUCAGGACAAAUGGUGGUCUCUAGACAGUCUGUGAUUUUAAAAUUAAUUCCCAGCCAUUAAAACUUUAAUUAGACAAAAGAAAGUUCAAAUUCCAUCCUGCUUUAAAUCUUUGCAUGUAAUUUUAUUAAUACGGGUAUGGCAUCCCUUAACUGGAAACCCAUUAAACCCCAGAAAGUUCCGAAUUACGGCAAGGCUAUCUCCCAUAGACUCCUUUAUAAGCAAAUAAUUCAGAUUUUUAAAAAUGAUUCCCUUUUUCUCUGUAAUAAUAAAACAGUACCUUGUACCUGAUCCCAACUAAGAUAUAAUUAAUCCUUAUUGGAGGCAAAUCAUUCAUAUUGGGUUUAUUUUAUGUUUUAAUAAUUUUUUAGUAGACUUAAGGUAUAGAGAUCCAAAUUCUGGAUAACAGAUCCCAUGCCUGUACUCUGGAUCACCAGAGAAUGGUUACUGCCAUAAAUCCUCUUACAAGGUUAACAUGGGGCCCUUACUAGCCUGUGAUUAGGGAGAGCUUGGAAGAUGGCCAACGGUACAAGAAAUGAGCAAAGUAAGGUAGUAAUAGCACUAUGUCUUACCUUACACAUAAGGUAACAUUUGGCCUGCCCAGUACAUUACAUGGUUUAGACACCCAUGUGUGUGAGGCCAUAAUGUAGUGAUCCAACUGCACCAAAUGUGGUGGUGACCAUUCUAGGGUACAAGCCUACUACUUCCAUUCUCCAGUCAGGGCAUUAAUUGGCUACAUUUUCCAUUGUUACCUCUUAAUUGGUGUGACACACAAGGACUCGUGAGCACACAGUUCAGUGGGUGUUGUGUGAAUUAAUUGCCCACUAUAUGACUAGAUUCCCUCAGUUUUCACGGGCUCAUGGAGCUGACUUUAAGACAUUAAGUAAUACACAGUCACACCCAUAUGCCCAUUAAAAUCAUUAUCCCUGGGGCCUUGGAUAGACUGGAGCCUGCAUUCUGUGUGCUAUUUCCUUGGUUUGUAGGGUUAAGUUCCUCAUACAAAGAUAUCUAAGCGGUGUAAUACUUGGAGGUUAGUAUAACCUUGGUGGUGUAAUGCUAGGGGUUAGGUCAAAGAGGUUGAAAGAGAACUGCCUGAGAAAACUAUCUGUGUGGAGUUUAGUGUGUGUGUCUGUCCUAAAAUUGUUAUCAUAUUGUGUAUAUUAUUUAUAUAUGAUAUGUAUGUUGUCAUGAACACAGCUCACACUGUAGCAGAACCCUAGUGACAUCUAGUGGUUAUUCCAGCACCUGUACUUUGUGUUCCUGCUGUGUGUUUUAGUGUGCUCCUUAGAGCUUAAAGAUGUGACUUUGUUGUGCCUCAUGUCUGGCAAAGGAUAUGCCUAAUAAUAAGAGCAAGGAAUGUUUCUUAUCUCAGCAAACUGUGUUUUUAAUGUCACUUGCUAGGCUAAUAAUAUGGGCUGGCAUGGGAAUGUAUAGCACUGGGUAGAAAAUUAAAAGGAGACAUAAUACAAUGGCCACAGUACUUUUGGUCCGUGUAGUGUCCAAAGGAUUGUAUAGUAUCUAUGUAUAUACUUAUGGCCACAGCAGUCAAUAUUUCAUAUUGCCCGCAGGGCUAAUACCCCAUUAUUUAUGUGAUAGGAGCAGUUUAGUAAACUGAUGGGUUCUGGGCACCCAGAAAACAUUAUGCUUCCAAUUUGCUUUUGGGCAUGGACAGCUUUCCCCUUGAGUCUUACAGCUAGUACAUAAAUCACAUUUCUGUUGGAAGCUAUGAUCUCUUGUUCUUUAGCUGUAGUUAAAGUUUAUGGUGCUAUAAUAUGUUGUUGGACAACAGUUCCCAUCAACCAGAAUUCUGUGAGUUGCAAUUUAAUCAAAGCUAAAAAACCACAUGCAGAUCUAUAUUAGUAAAAAGCGUCACAGUAACCCGGGGAACAGAAAUGUGCAGUCCAAUAAUUGAUAUUUUGUUUAGUUAACCAAAAAAUAUGCAUUAACUGUUAAAACAGAGCGUCAGACCUACACCUUACAGUCAAUACCUCCCUAAGUAAAAGGAUAUGUUUCUUGUAAGGGUUAAACAUCAGAACAGGGUUGCUGAUUAGACAACAGAGUAAAACCACAAAUAACACCAUGCCACACAAACAUUCCUUACUGCACUUGCCCUUUGUCUCCCUGAUCCUUACUACUGAUUGAAUCAGUCUAUCACUGAAUGUUACAGGCAAGCCACAGAUGACUUGUGUGCCGCUAAAAAGUAGGGUUUUACUGGAUUCAGUCUGUUUUAUCAGAAACAUCACUUAUCUUUUGUUUGCCUUGCAUUUGGACUCCAGAAAUUUCAAAUAUUAAAACGGCUUCUUCUCUAAGUA